UCCAAACAGCCGAUGCCUCUUGUCUUCGCUGGCCGUUCAGCCAUGAGACUCCGCGGACUUCUCUUCCUGCUCCUCUUCAUGCCCCUCUUAUCACCAGUAAGAAGUGGUUUGCCUUCUGCCGAAAACCAUUGUUUAAAUCUAUCUGGCAUUUGCAGAAGAGACAUCUGCAAGUUAACAGAGGACCAGAUUGGAAUCUGCAAAAGAAGGUGGAGAUGCUGCAGAGCGUGGUGGAUCCUUAUACCAAUCCCCACCCCGCUCAUCUACUCAGAUUAUCAAGCACCCCCUAAGCACAAGUUGAAAUGAAAGUAGGGAGAGCAUCAAAAGGAAAGUUCUUUGCAUCCAAAGUCACUGGAAUGUAUAUGGCAAACACUAAAA
Lutra lutra (Eurasian river otter) is the source of this 375-nucleotide messenger RNA. RefSeq names its product beta-defensin 109-like. Gene Ontology annotation, molecular function: chemoattractant activity; CCR6 chemokine receptor binding. The transcript has 2 exons. Gene Ontology annotation, cellular component: extracellular region. The record is from RefSeq and is a predicted model, not a curated record. The coding region runs from base 13 to 303 and encodes 96 amino acids. NCBI's taxonomy places the organism in Eukaryota, Metazoa, Chordata, Mammalia, Carnivora, Mustelidae. Gene Ontology annotation, biological process: defense response to bacterium; cell chemotaxis.